AUGAAGGCUCGAAGCUCCAACCCGAGCUCUGAACUGACAAUGAGCACAACACUAGUGCCAUACCACAACAAUACACAUUACACUACGUACCUCUACCCAUCCAAACGACCGCCUGACGUCAGAAAUGCUACCCUCAAACUCGAAGUCAGGGACACAAACACCAGUGGUGACUUUAUGAAGCUAGUCGAAGACUUCAGUGAUUACUUCUAUGGUAACACCUCCCAUGACUUUAGUACCAACGCGAGCCAAUUAGAUUUGGCAGACGUGUACGGUUACACAAACUGUAGUUUUAAUGGCACUUUCAAUAUAUCAUGUUUUAAUAGACAAGUAGAUGAUUCGGAUCAGAAUCUGUGGGCGUUAUUGCUGUUAAUAUUUCCUUUUUUCACGUUGUUUGGGAAUGUGUUAGUGAUUAUGAGUGUAGUGCGGGAGAGGACGCUGCAAACCGUGACUAAUUAUUUUAUAGUGAGUUUGGCUGUUGCUGAUCUACUGGUGGCAGUCGUCGUGAUGCCCUUCGGAGUUUAUUACUUGGUGAGUCUUAGCUUUAGUUAA
Messenger RNA from Helicoverpa zea (corn earworm), 549 nucleotides. Its product is annotated as dopamine D2-like receptor. Bases 1 to 549 code for a protein of 182 amino acids. The transcript has a single exon. Gene Ontology annotation, biological process: adenylate cyclase-activating adrenergic receptor signaling pathway. NCBI's taxonomy places the organism in Eukaryota, Metazoa, Arthropoda, Insecta, Lepidoptera, Noctuidae. Gene Ontology annotation, molecular function: G protein-coupled receptor activity; dopamine neurotransmitter receptor activity, coupled via Gi/Go. Gene Ontology annotation, cellular component: membrane. The record is from RefSeq and is a predicted model, not a curated record.